Messenger RNA from Ilyonectria robusta, 981 nucleotides. Its product is annotated as NADP-dependent oxidoreductase domain-containing protein. Gene Ontology annotation, molecular function: aldose reductase (NADPH) activity. Bases 1 to 981 code for a protein of 326 amino acids. Gene Ontology annotation, cellular component: cytosol. NCBI's taxonomy places the organism in Eukaryota, Fungi, Ascomycota, Sordariomycetes, Hypocreales, Nectriaceae. The record is from RefSeq and is a predicted model, not a curated record. The transcript has 4 exons.
AUGGCUCCCGCUACCACCAAGCUCGCCUCCGGGCACGAGAUGCCCCUCGUUGGCUUCGGCCUCUGGAAGGUCCCUGCUGCCCAGGCCGCCGAGACUGUCUACAACGCCAUCAAGGCUGGAUACCGCCUCUUCGACGGUGCCUACGACUACCAGAACGAGAAGGAGGCCGGUGAGGGUAUCCUCCGUGCCAUCAGCGAGGGCCUCGUGAAGCGCGAGGACAUCUUCGUCACCACCAAGUUGUGGAACAACUACCACAGCCACGAGCACGCCUUGGAGAUGGCCAAGAUCCAGAAUGAGGCUUGGGGCCUCGGCUACAUCGAUCUCUACCUCAUCCACUUUCCCGUCGCCCUCAAGUACAUUGAGCCCGAGACUCGACGAUUCCCGGCCUGGUGGAUGGACGAUGCGCAGACCGUCGAGGUCGCCAACGUGCCCAUCCGCGAGACCUGGGAGGCUCUCGAGACCACGGUCGACGAGGGCAUCGCCCGCUCCAUCGGCGUCUCCAACUUCCAGGCCCAGGGUCUCUACGACCUCCAGCGCUACGCCCGCCACCCCAUCUCCUCCCUGCAGAUCGAGCACCACCCCUACCUCGUGCAGCCCGGCCUGAUCGCCAUGGCCCAGGAGAACAACAUCGCCGUCACGGCCUACUCCUCCUUCGGCCCCCAGAGCUUCGUCGAGCUCCCCGGCAUCUUCUCCAAGCGCACCCAGGACGUCGAGCCCCUCCUCGAGACCAAGGUCAUCAAGGACCUCGCCGACAAGUACACCAAGACGCCCGCCCAGAUCCUGCUCCGCUGGGCCACGCAGCGCAGCAUCGCCGUCAUCCCCAAGUCCAACAACCCCGGCCGCCUGGCCCAGAACCUGGAUGUUCUGAGCUUCGACCUCACCCAGGAGGAGAUUGAGAGCAUCUCCGGCCUCGACCGUGGUCUGCGCUUCAACGACCCCGGUUUCUACCUGCCCAACUACCCCCUGCGCAUCUUCGCUUAA